AGUUACAGCGGACAGCGUGCGCGCUUUUCAAGUCGCUUUGGGAAACCAGGACUUUCGCACCGGGUCCAUUGUGGACUCCUUUGACCCAGACAAUGCGCAGUUUUGUCCACCAGCUUUAUCGAGACCACGGUCGGACUCCAGUGUGCUGCAUCACUUCUCUCGUCCGUCCCAAUCUCCCUCACCCGUGCGUCACGUUCUGGGUCAGUUGGGUUCGAACACGGUGAGCGCAAUGGACGCAUCUCGGCACCCCAAUCGGCAGCGCCUGCGGAUGAGCAUAUGGGACCGAAACUUCCCAACCCAAAAAGUGUGGAUUCAUCGACGUGCGAACAACGAGGAUGGGCAAUCACCACUAUACUGCCUGACUGUUUCCACAGUGAGCCCGACAAAACCGGUACCGCAGACAGUGCGUAACGCUAAUACAAUAUGCACUGAAUUGUCUGAAGAGUUUGAACGCUCAUCUCCUCGACCGCUAGCGCCUACUCUUGGCAAGCAGUUACUCGUGGCUAACCGCAUCGCCGACAGUUUGCUCCGAUUUAAGAACAACAAGCGUUCGGCAGAGCCGGUAACCAACACAGCCACAGUGGAGAAACGCGUAAGACGAUCUCCUGAACCGCCCGACUACUCCCAUGAGAAUAAUUCCAUUGCAGAUAUCAUAGAUACCUACAAACCUCCCACAGUCGAUCAGUCGGCCACCCCGGUCCCACAGCUGGUCGACAGAGGCCUUCUCUCUUCCACUGUGCUCUCUUCCUCAAAUUAUUUUCCCAAAAAAUGCCCAGAGGACAAUUCAUCGCUGCUCAUCCCGAAGUCAAAAACCGAAGACGAUGUUGCCUGUGCUCUACAGAGAGCCGCGGUACGAGAAUCUCAAGAACCGAAUGAUGCCGUGCUCCGCAGCCCGGUGUUCAACCGUAAUCCGUUCCGCAUCCAACCCACGAAUGCUCACACUGUCAAUGUAAUUUCACCUCUCUGCACCACACCUCCGCAGAAACCGCGUCUCUGCGAUUCCGAUUGCCGACCGGCUUUUGUCGAAGCUGGCCGUGGCGCAACGAGUGAAACUUCGGAGAUACUCACCCAAAGGUUGGUAUUUGUUUUCUUUACUUGAUGCGGCGAAUUGUCGCAUGUUCCCGUUAUCAGCAUCGUGUUCAGUUGAAUGAUUGUGAUACAACCAUCGUAGCGUGAUUGAUGCGGUUCACGUAAUAACAAUAUUGAUGCAUACAAGGAUGAUUGCACAACAAAAAGGAUGGUGUAAAUGAAAACAAAUUCGUCCCACCUAUUGCUGCCUCGUGUACGCUAUCAUUUGUUUAAACCGGCCGCAUUAUACGACACUUGCGCUUCGAACCAGCUAACAACUGA
This is a messenger RNA of Dicrocoelium dendriticum, 1350 nucleotides long. The record is from the annotation of a GenBank genome assembly. NCBI's taxonomy places the organism in Eukaryota, Metazoa, Platyhelminthes, Trematoda, Plagiorchiida, Dicrocoeliidae.